Molecule: messenger RNA, 1434 nt
Organism: Betta splendens (Siamese fighting fish)
Lineage: Eukaryota; Metazoa; Chordata; Actinopteri; Anabantiformes; Osphronemidae
Gene: atp6v1d
Product: ATPase H+ transporting V1 subunit D
Exons: 9
Coding region: 181-927 (248 amino acids)
Cellular component (GO): proton-transporting V-type ATPase complex
Molecular function (GO): proton-transporting ATPase activity, rotational mechanism
Source: RefSeq, a predicted model, not a curated record
CGGAGUCGGAGAAGAUCACGACCAACGGCUUCAUCUAUGCAGCUAAUCCUGCACGAAAAAUAGCGCUAUCUCUACUAUACGUACAGAUUAAUAUCGUUUAUUAAUUAUUGAGCGCCAGUGGCAAUUUUUGAGAAACUGAAAUAAACAGAAGAGAAUAAUCAUCGAUCAAAAGCCGCCAAGAUGUCUGGAAAAGACAGGAUCGACAUAUUCCCGUCCAGAAUGGCUCAGACCAUCAUGAAAGCUCGACUGAAAGGGGCACAAACUGGCCGCAACCUGCUCAAGAAGAAGGCCGACGCCCUCUCCAUGCGUUUCCGCCAGAUCCUUCGCAAAAUUAUCGAGACUAAGACUAAGAUGGGAGAGGUGAUGAGAGAGGCUGCCUUCUCUUUGGCUGAGGCCAAAUUUGCAGCUGGUGACUUCAGCACAACCGUGAUCCAGAAUGUGAAUAAAGCCCAGGUGAAGGUCAGAGCCAAGAAGGACAACGUGGCAGGUGUUACCCUGCCCGUUUUUGAACACUAUCAGGAAGGCGGAGACAGUUAUGAGCUGACUGGCCUGGCCCGAGGAGGAGAGCAGCUCUCCCGGUUGAAGAGGAACUAUGCCCGAGCUGUGGAGCUGCUCGUGGAGUUGGCCUCCCUACAGACAUCCUUUGUCACUCUGGAUGAAGCCAUAAAAAUCACCAACCGCCGUGUGAAUGCUAUUGAACAUGUGAUUAUUCCCAGGAUUGAUCGCACACUCACCUACAUCAUCACCGAGCUGGACGAGAGAGAGCGAGAGGAGUUUUACAGGUUGAAGAAGAUCCAAGAGAAGAAGAAGCAGAUCAGGGAAAGGACAGACAAGGAGAUUGCAGAACGUCUGGCUAAGCUGGGUCCCAUAGCAGAGCCCACUAACAUGCUGACAGAGGAGACGGAUGAAGACCUGCUGUUUGAGUGACAAGCUUCUUCAGGCCCAAAGUAACCGACUUCACCAGACAUCCUAUUUAUUCUGUGCCUCUCUGGCCAUAUUCUCGUCUUCAAAUGCAAGUGACGAAAGGUGUUUCUGUGUUAUUUGUCUGUGAUAAAUGUUGUGUUGUCUCAGUGCUGACGGGGAGCAGUGUGUUUUCAGAAUCACCACUGUACAGAAGUGUUGCCACUUCGCUGUUAUAACGAAUCAAUAUGAUAGGCUGUGAAAUUAAAAAAGCAUUCCCUGUGGGUGAUCAGCUUGUAAAUACUUGUUUUCCCACCACAAGCAGAGCCCUUGCAUGCUGUAAAGCUUGAAGUGGUUGUAGAGUUCAGAGAGUGUGUGAGUUCCUGAUGUGGAGGCCUCGUAUCACAGGGUUGCCGCUACCUCAUUGGAGGAUGUUGCACCAGAUCCCCCAGUGUGACCUCACCCACUGUAAAACUGGUGUGCCGGUCAGCGAAGCCCAACACUUCAUCCAAAUAAAUACGUCCUCAAGCUUCA